Molecule: messenger RNA, 2807 nt
Organism: Exophiala xenobiotica
Lineage: Eukaryota; Fungi; Ascomycota; Eurotiomycetes; Chaetothyriales; Herpotrichiellaceae
Exons: 1
Coding region: 376-2397 (673 amino acids)
Source: RefSeq, a predicted model, not a curated record
GGCGUGCGCUGGCGUGGACUUGAACUAACUUUGACGCGACGAGGAAUGGGUUUGGUGCGGGCGCAGGGUGCAGGGAGUGGAACACGCGUGAUGGGGACCAUGAUUCGACUUAUGCGAGUAAUAACAUCACCAGUCUCGGGACCAAGCCAACCAUGGCUCCUCAAACAUUGUGUUGACGGCCACGACUCCAAUUUGCAAUCCGAAUGAACUUGUCGAAAGUGACAUUGCACAGCCAACCCAGUCUGUUUGACAAUGAAAGCCGCCUGGCUACAGACACACCUCUCUUGCUGGCAUGCAGUGCGUGAGCGAGAUCAAGCACGACAACAGAUCUAGCCUGCACCUGCACCUGCAUCUCGAGUCUCGCCCUUCCCCACGAUGCCAUCAGAUAAACAAACCAAAGCGAACUCGUCCAAACCACUCACUCCCGCCCUAAGCUCAAAUUUCCGGAAUGUAAAAAGCCCUUUGACUCCAAGACUUCCUGGUUCGACUUCUUCCUCUCCUGCUUUGUCGUCCCGAAAAGAACCAUUUGUGAGGUCCAGGUCGCCAGGGAAGAUAGAUCAGGCCACGACACCUCUGAACCACAAUAUUACACCCAGGUCAGGAGCAAGAAAAUCAAGGAUUGGGACAGAAUCACCGACGACUCCCGCACCCAUCAGAGAACACAACAAUGGGUUUCCAGCAAGGCCUUCCUCCCGGGUGGAGGCUUCAAAGCCCGUCAACGGUCAAGCGCAGGGACUUGGAAUAAGCAGCCCUCGACUCGCUGCGAGCACCCCUUCUCUUCCUAAGGCCGGAGCUCCCGCUGUCACAAUCUACAGAAGAGUGUCCGCGGCGAAGAGCAUGGUUGAAGGCAACAAAGACAAUUCAUCUAAGUUUUUCCACGCAGACGAAGCAAAGUCCGCGGUGGGUUCUUCGCAGACUGACGAAGGCGCACGCUUCCCGACUGUUCGGAAUCAAUUGUUUGUUGGAUCACCAGCUGCUUCCAGUAGUGUCUCUACUCAGCCAAACAAAGAGGUUGCAAAUGGUAAGGAUGACCUCGUUGAGAAGUUCUUCCGGGCAAACGACAUCCCUCAUACACAAACAAACAAGCAGAUUGCUCCGAUUCUUGUAUCGACUGCGCACGGCCAGGAUGCGGACCGCCUGCCAAACGCAACAAGUCCACCUCAGUCCCCUAAAAAGGCCUAUAAGGCCCCUCAACCUAUAUCACCUCGAAAAGUUGUGACAGGAUCAAUACCUUCCCCAUCCGCGCCUCCUCGUACGACCCUUGAAAGAUCGAAAAGCACCAUGGGGAGUACAGUCGGCAGUCAGACAGCUUCUCAUCUAGGGCAUCGCAAAUCUAUCAGUGCAAGUUCGACAACAGCCAUAACUGAGAGCAGAAUAGGUGCUCCUCUGACACAGCCGCCUCACCCGUUGGACCUUCUGAUCGCUCCAACUGUUUCUCCACGUAUACUAGGAAAUAAUACACUCUCCCCUGAAGCUUCGAGCCCUCGUUCAUUCAGUCUAGCUUCGUCGAAUACAGUCUCAACUUCAGUCAUGAGCGACACCGAUUGCUCAGAGAUGGCCAAAUCGGCAUCAAGGCCGCUGAGUACUGUCGAUGUCACACCUGAUCAAGUGACAUCGCCGAUCCAGCCUCAGAAUGACGGGGCUGCAAACGCGCGUCGUGAAAGGAAGGUUUUGGACCUUGAGAUCUCCAAUUCAUCUCUUCUAGCCAUCAACAAGACCUUGGAACGCGAGUUGCGCAAGCAGAACGGCGAACUGAGGAGAUUCCGUCGUCUAUCGCGGGCGGGCAGGCUAUCUCUCGCCACUGAAAGGACAGCGUCGGGGCAGUCUGCUUACAGCUUAGGCACCCUUACAGAACGAGAUGGUGAAGAUGGUCAAAUGUCGGAUCUGGAUGACGAAAGUGACCUGGACGACCUGGAUGAUGAAGACGGUUCGUUGUUAUCGGACGGAUCAGGAUCAUUGACGAAUGCGUCCGCUCGAUCACGGCAACGAGCCAAGGACGAGAAGCGGCUCAUCCAGGAUCUCACCAGGCAUCAACAACUUCUUGCCGAGUCACAGAAACUAAGCUCAACAAUCAAACGGUGUAGCACCAUGACAGAGGAGCUAAUCCGCGAGGCAAACAAGGCAUUGGAUUAUCGAGUCGGCAUUGGCGACGUCAAAAUUGGCGGUCGCGUCUUAAAUGACGAAGAGCUGGAUGAGCGAGGGUUCGUUGCCGGCACAGAAGAACCAGAGGCCAGGCAGGGGCUGUUGAGCCCUGGCCUUGCGAGGGCGAAGCUCGAUGAAACACCAUUUUGGACCGAGAACUUACCCUCGCGUUCUAGCGCCCAGCCUGGCUUAGCAUCUUUAGAGGAAGUUACGGCGCUGCUGGAGUCCUUUUCUCCAGUGCUAAGGGGAGAAUAACAGGGAGAGCCUUUGAGUGGGCUCCAAAACUCAUGACGACAUUACGAAGAGACUGUGCGGGCAUAUUGUGGGAAUAUCUUUCUCGUUACCGUUGGUUGGGAUCCAGGCGCGAGUGGGUGACGGUGUUCAACAGGCUUAUGGCAGAUUGGGGGGGCGCUGCUGCAAUACUCCGGGUUGCUUUUGAGAUUGUACGAUACCCAGCAUAGCGAGGAGGAUGGUGUUUCUUUUGUGUUGCCUUAUUGGAGGUGGGUCUCGUCCCAAAUUCGUCAUCCAGAAAGAACAAAUUCGAGCAAAGAUGGCUACAGAACAAGAGAUGGAAAGAUAGUGUGUAAUCCACCGACAUCGCCUCUCAUCUACAUCAAAUCCACAACAGAAAUUAAAACUUGGACCUUAAGGACGUCAUCUCGAGU